Molecule: messenger RNA, 384 nt
Organism: Galeopterus variegatus (Sunda flying lemur)
Lineage: Eukaryota; Metazoa; Chordata; Mammalia; Dermoptera; Cynocephalidae
Product: uroplakin-1b-like
Exons: 3
Source: RefSeq, a predicted model, not a curated record
AUGGAAGAAGCUGCGCUCCUGGCCGCCAGCCUGACAGAACCCACCCUUGGCUUCCCUCAGAUGUGCGGCAUCGCCCUGACCGCAGAGUGUAUCUUCUUCGUAUCUGACCAACACAGCCUCUACCCGCUGCUUGAAGCCACUGACAAUGACGACAUCUAUGGGGCUGCCUGGAUUGGCAUGUUUGUUGGCAUCUGCCUCUUCUGCCUGUCCAUUCUAGGCAUUGUAGGCAUCAUGAAGUCCAACAGGAAAAUUCUUCUGGUGUUCACACCAAACCUCUUUUUGAAGCAGAUGCUGGAGAGGUACCAAAACAACAGUGCUCCCAACAAUGACGACCGAUGGAAAAACAAUGGAGUAACCAAAACCUGGGACAGGCUCAUGCUCCAG